AUUUUUUUAACAUACAACGAUUUAGUGUGAAAUAUAUAUAUAUAUAUUAUAUAUAUUAAUAUUAUAUUCGUUGUUCCGCGCGCGGUUUACAUUACGUAAAUAUAACGGGCCGCCGCAUUGGCGGGAAUUUGGAAUCGAUUCGAACGAAACGACGCAUCCCGUCGAGGUGUUCUUUUUUUUUUCUUUUUUCUUUUUCUCAAUCAACGGGGACGAACUUAGAUCGAAAACAACUCGUGUAAAAGGUGAAGGUGGGUAAAGUCGAAGUGGUGAUUAGUGGUGAUUAGUGGUGAACAGUGGUGGAUAUUAAAAAUAGUCGAAGAGUGCGAGAGGUGUCGGAGCGAAUGCAUGACGGAUCAUGGUUUCUGCGUUCGGCCCAACAGGGAUAUUAGCGGGACGGCCUUCCGUCUCGCAAACGUCGUCGUCAUCUUCCUCGUCGACGACGGCGACUACGACGGCGACGACGACCGCGACUACGAGCUUACCGUUAAAUGGAAAUCCUCAUCGUUGCGAAAAUUACGCUAAGGCCGUCGCCGAAAGCAACAAACGACGUCACCAAUCCGAUCUUUACGUUAGACCAAGCUGGACCGACGCUGCCAUCGCAUUGGAUCAACUCGAAAAGGGCAAGGCGGAAGGACAGAGGUCAGUAGUAUGGAUCAGAGCUCGAUUGCAGGACCAGCUGAGUCAGCUCGGCUACUUCCUGCAAAGGCACGCGGGGAAGGUCCUCUUCGUUGCCAUACUCGCUUUGGCUACCUUUUGUGUCGCUUUAAAGUCGGUACAAGUACACAGCAAGGUCGAACAACUUUGGGUUCAGGAAGGUGGAAGAUUGCAAAAAGAAUUAAAAUACGCUUCGGAAGCAUUAGGCGAAGCUGCACCGUCGACGCACCAGCUCGUUAUCCAAACCCCAAGACAUCCCGGGGCAAACAUUCUACAUCCUGCCGCGUUGAAAGAACAUUUGGCGAUUCUCAAGGCAGCUACUCAGGCCACCGUACAUCUCUACGACAUCACGUGGAGACUGAAAGACAUGUGUUACGCGCCGAGCAUACCCAACUUCGACAUGCACUACAUCGACCAGAUCUUCGAUAGUAUUAUACCAUGCGCGAUCAUUACACCUUUGGAUUGUUUUUGGGAAGGAAGCAAACUCUUAGGCCCCGAACAUCCCGUUCACAUACCUGGUGCAAAGACGAACAAGCCCGUUCAAUGGACCAAUCUCAAUCCGUCCGGUAUGUUGGACGAGAUGAAAAAACUGCAAUUCAUGUUUCCCUUCAAGACGCUCGAGGACUACAUGAAGAGGGCUGGGAUAACGAAUGCUUACCAGAGCAAACCCUGUCUCGACCCAACGGAUCCCGAGUGUCCGGAAACCGCACCCAACAAGAAGUCGCAACAGGAACCAGACAUAGGAGUCGAACUUACCGGCGGUUGUUACGGAUUCGCUGCGAAAUAUAUGCACUGGCCCGAGGAGUUAGUCGUCGGAGGUGCUAAGCAUAACAAGACUGGUCACCUAACUCGAGCAGCAGCUUUGCAAACGGUCGUUCAAUUGAUGGGCGAACGAGAACUGUACGAUUUUUUGGCUAAUACCUACAAGGUACAUCAUAUAGAUUGGUCACAGGAGAAGGCUUCUCAUGUGCUAGAAACGUGGCAAAGAGAGUUCAGCAAUAAAGUGAAGAAACAUUUGGAAGAGAACAAUACGUCGUCCUACAAUUUGUAUGCCUUCAGCUCGACGACGAUGAACGAUAUACUUGGAAAGUACAGCGAAGUGUCCGUUUUAAAAAUUUCCAUUGGUUGUACUAUGAUGGUUUUGUACGCAGGUAUAGCGUUAUUACGUUGGAAAGAUCCAGUACGUUCUCAAUCUGGCGUAGGAAUAGCUGGCGUGAUGUUGGUCGGUGCAACGGUUGCCGCUGGUUUAGGAUUUUGUGCCCUACUUGGGAUCCCCUUCAAUGCAGUCACCACGCAAAUAGUCCCGUUUCUAGCGCUGGGUCUCGGCGUUCACGAUAUGUUUCUAUUAACGCACACGUAUGCAGAGUUAUCGGUGAAUGAGGUGCCGAGCGGAGAACAGACCGGGGUCGUUCUCAAGAGAACGGGUCUCUCUGUUUUCUUGACCGGCUUGAGCAACGUCUCGGCGUUCUUUGCUGCGGCCUUGAUACCGAUCCCCGCGCUUCGAGUAUUUUGCCUUCAAGCAGGCAUUUUACUUCUCUUCAAUCUUGCUGCCAUGUUACUUGUAUUUCCCGCGAUGGUCAGUUUAGAUCUAAGAAGACGUAGAUCCGGUCGAUCGGAUAUCUUGUGUUGUUGUUUGCCAGCGAAAAACGGCAAAAAUAAAUAUCCCGGGAGGAGAAAUAACGGGAUGGCUAAACAAACCGUAGCGAGAGCUAUACCACCGGAGAGGCGAGAAACUUGCACGCAAAUUUUGACCUCUCAAAACGCUCAAAACGAGUCCUGGGUAGGCGGUAACAUCAUGGAUAUCGACUUCGACAAAAACUGUACCGAGGAGGAAUCCUUGACCGGAUGCAGUCAAGACGAAUGUUUCAGUUUUUCUUUAACGAAAUUUGCUACUAAAACUUAUGCUCCGUUCGUGACGAGACCAGCGACUAAAGUUUUUGGCAUGUUCGUCCUAGCUAUCGUAUUUGCUGGUAGCAUUUGGCAAGCGAUGAGGGUCAGAGACGGCUUGGAACUUACCGAUUUGGUUCCUCAAAAUUCCAACGAGCAUGCCUUCCUCGCAGCUCAGGCCAAACAUUUUGGAUUUUACAACAUGUACGCGGUCACUGGCCGAGAUUUCGAAUAUCCGAAUAACCAAAAACUCUUAUACGAGUAUCACGAUGCUUUUAUGAGAAUAAAAAAUGUCAUUAAGAACGACAAUGGAGGUUUACCGGAAUUCUGGCUUAGCCUCUUCAGAGAUUGGCUGAAGGGAUUGCAGAAUGCCUUCGACAAGGAUUACAAGAAUGGUUGUAUCACGCAAGAAAGGUGGUACAAAAAUGCGAGUGACGAGGCAAUUCUUGCCUACAAGUUGCUCGUGCAGACGGGCCACGUAGAUAAUCCGAUUGAUAAAACGUUGAUCACGCAAGUAAGACUCGUCGAUUCCGACGGCAUCAUUCAUCCGCGCGCUUUUUAUAAUUAUUUAAGCGCCUGGGCUUCCAACGAUGCUUUGGUUUACGGUGCUUCUCAGGCCAAUCUUAGGCCAGAACCAAGACAAUGGAUCUAUACCAACGAUCACGAAUUAAAAAUACCGAAGAGUAUGCCUCUUACCUACGCGCAAAUGCCCUUUUAUCUUCACAAACUUACCGACACUCAAGAGAUUACGGAAUUGAUAGGAAGCGUAAGAACAUUGUGCAGAAAAUUCGAAGAACGCGGCCUACCCAAUUUUCCAUCGGGAAUACCUUUCUUAUUUUGGGAACAAUACAUGGAUUUGAGAAGUUGUUUAGUUAUAGCAUUAUUUGCUGCGCUUGCGGCCAGUAUUUUCGUUGUUGGUAUACUUCUUUUGAACGUGUGGGCUGCGCUUUUGGUGGGAACUGCUCUCGCUGGUGUGGUUUUACAACUAUUUGGACUUAUGGGACUUUGCGAAAUUAAACUCAGCGCCGUUCCUGCCGUCCUCCUUGUUGUCAGCGUCGGUAUAGCCGUACACUUUACUGUCCAUAUUUGUUUGAGUUUUGUUACGAGCGUUGGCAGUAGAGAUAGGAGGGUACGUUUGGCCUUGGAACACAUGUACGCUCCCGUUGUUCAUGGAGCUUUCACAACCCUAUUGGCAGUAGUCAUGUUAGCUUUCUCGGACUUUGAAUUCAUUGUACGAUAUUUCUUCCUGGUACUUCUCUCUUUGAUCGGAAUCGGCCUUGUCAAUGGACUCUUCUUUUUUCCAAUCUUAUUAUCUUUGAUCGGUCCUUCGGCCGAGAUCGUACCGAACGAUCAUCCUGAUCGCAUAUCUACGCCGACGCCACCAGCUUCUCCGAUCAUUAGAAGAUCCAAACCACCACCGCCACCAAGAAGAACUCAUAAAAUCGAUAAUGCGAGACUCCACGCGGAGCCAUCGUUAACGACCAUCACCGAGGAACCUAAUUCCUGGCACAGUGCGCAAGAAUCAUGUAUCAUCGUCCAACCCGAAUUAAAAGUCGAGACGAUGUCGACUUGUGGUAAUCAGAAUUGUAGCGGAUCAGACACAAGCGGAUCUAGUCGAACAUCUCCUGUGCCAUCGACUUCUCACAUCACGACAAAGGUUACUGCCACAGCUAACAUAAAGGUGGAAGUUCAUACCCCACUAACCAUAGGUGGAAUGGAUCGUAGUGAAAAAUGCCAGCACUCGAGCACCAGCAACCGAAGGAGCUCACGCUGCAGUGCGAACAUUAAUACAAGCGAGUCUUCCGGUUCCAAUACUGAAUCGGAUUUUGACCCUAAUCCGAACAAACACUAAUAACAAUCGUCGAGAAGAUCAGCAAAUGCUGCUAAAAUACCAUACAAAGCGGGAACAUACAGAAGGCUGACUAGA
This is a messenger RNA of Polistes canadensis, 4468 nucleotides long. It is a transcript of the gene ptc, whose product is annotated as protein patched. Gene Ontology annotation, biological process: smoothened signaling pathway. Lineage: Eukaryota; Metazoa; Arthropoda; Insecta; Hymenoptera; Vespidae. The record is from RefSeq and is a predicted model, not a curated record. Gene Ontology annotation, molecular function: hedgehog family protein binding; smoothened binding; hedgehog receptor activity. Bases 356 to 4393 code for a protein of 1345 amino acids. The transcript has 11 exons. Gene Ontology annotation, cellular component: plasma membrane.